AUGAAUUCUUUGCUUGGAAAUCAACAUCACUUUAUUUUGUAACUAUGGUUGCAAGAAUAGGCAUGAGCUCUCUUUUGAGAUCUCUCCCCAAGCCGAGAUCAUCGCCAUUCCUAAAUACUAGGACCCUUCCAUUCCAAAUCCGCCUGCUUUCCAGCGAAACAAGAGCUGCCAUCGAGAAAGCAGUGGCAUCUGCACCGGUUGUUUUGUUCAUGAAAGGGACUCCAGAAACACCACAGUGCGGAUUUUCAAGGGCGAGCAUACAGAUUCUUGGACUACAGGGGGUGGAUCCAAGGAAGUUCACCGCAUUCAAUGUUUUGGAGGACGCGGAGCUGCGGCAAGGUAUUAAGGAAUAUUCAGACUGGCCCACCAUCCCACAGAUGUACUUAAACAAGGAGUUUGUUGGUGGGUGUGAUAUCCUGAUGUCCAUGCAUCAAAAUGGAGAGCUGUCCAAACUCCUGGAGGAAAAUGGGGUUCUUAUCCCUGCCGAAGAAGACAAUGAAGCGGAUCAAAAAUAAGAAAGAAUCCCUAAAAAAACGAUAUGUUUCUAUAUGGGAAAGGAAAUCUUGAAGAUCUUGAUUCCAGCAGCAUAUUUUGUACAGUAUAUAUAUAUAAUUUUUUUUCUAGUUUACUCACCUGAACGGUUUCUCGCUAUUUUGAGCUGGUUCUUCCCCUCCUUUUCCA
Molecule: messenger RNA, 681 nt
Organism: Histoplasma capsulatum G186AR
Lineage: Eukaryota; Fungi; Ascomycota; Eurotiomycetes; Onygenales; Ajellomycetaceae
Product: monothiol glutaredoxin-5
Exons: 3
Coding region: 45-515 (156 amino acids)
Source: RefSeq, a predicted model, not a curated record